GCCUCAGCUCUCUGCACUCACUCAAGCCCGGAGCCGCUCCUGUGAAACAGUGCGCACCUAACAACUCAGCCUCAUCGAGUUGGAGGGACACACUUGGAGCAGACAAACAAAAGACAUCCAGCGGAGAAACAAAGAGUCAAGAUGGCAAGCUACGUGUCCUCUGAAUGCCGCCGCGUCAGCCCUUCAGUCCACGGCAACAAGUUUGACACGGCGCACCGUAAGAAGGCCGUGGCCAACAUUUUCGAGAACGUCAACCAGGACGCGCUCAUGAGACUUUUCCAGAAAACGGGCGACAUGAAGGCGGAGGAGAGAGUGAGGAGCAUCUUCUCCUACACCCAGGACCCGGAGGAGACGGCCCGGGCCCUGAUGGCUCUGAAGCAGCGAAAGAAGGACAAGUUCCUCCAGAUCGCGGGCAUGGUCCGGCAGCUGCUCAAAUUGCGUUGACUGGGUUUUAUCAGUCUUUGACCGUCUGUGUCUCUGUCGGCUCGUGUGUGAGCCGAAUGUGAAAACACUCCCGGUAUGACUGGGUUGCUGCCGCAGAUGCGGCUCUCCUGUCGCCUGGAAAGGAGCGAGAAUGGAGGAGAAUGUGCAGCCGCCCGCCUGGAGGGCAACAUGCGGCAGCUGUCGCCUCAUGGACGGAGGUGACAGUGGUGUCCUGCUCGGAGCGGAUGGAGCAAGAUGAACUGUCAGGGAAUAAGAAGGACAAACACGUCUUCCCUGAGACUUGAAGUCAUGAAUGCAUUCUUGUGGAUGCCUGACUGUGAAGCAGCACCUCGUACAGGUGUAGCCCACAUCACUGUGUCGAUGGUGGUGCACAGCUGCAAUAUGAGACUCUGUAGUGCCAGAACCUGCCUAAAUGCCUGUCCUGAACACAUGCCUUGUCUCUCAGCUUCACUUUGUUGUAUGAAGACAACUCGUUAGUGGCCACUAAUGUGUUAUUGUCUCAGAAUGUUAUAACACAAUGAUUUGCAUUUCCUUGUGUGUCAUUUUCAAUAAAUUAUUACAUUGUAUACAAAA
Messenger RNA from Scatophagus argus, 1017 nucleotides. RefSeq names its product transcriptional and immune response regulator a (gene tcima). The transcript has a single exon. Gene Ontology annotation, cellular component: nucleus; cytosol. Gene Ontology annotation, molecular function: Notch binding. Gene Ontology annotation, biological process: endothelial cell activation involved in immune response; negative regulation of Notch signaling pathway. The record is from RefSeq and is a predicted model, not a curated record. Bases 142 to 444 code for a protein of 100 amino acids. NCBI's taxonomy places the organism in Eukaryota, Metazoa, Chordata, Actinopteri, Scatophagidae.